Molecule: messenger RNA, 3721 nt
Organism: Pecten maximus
Lineage: Eukaryota; Metazoa; Mollusca; Bivalvia; Pectinida; Pectinidae
Product: probable tubulin polyglutamylase TTLL1
Exons: 14
Coding region: 1283-2545 (420 amino acids)
Biological process (GO): protein polyglutamylation; microtubule cytoskeleton organization
Cellular component (GO): cilium
Molecular function (GO): tubulin-glutamic acid ligase activity; tubulin binding
Source: RefSeq, a predicted model, not a curated record
UGAAAAUCACAAUGUAUUUUCAUUGCCUGUUAUGUACUGUAUCCAGCUAAAUACAGAAAGAAUGAAGUUAUAUUGCAUCUUAAUCAAAUGAAUAUUUGUUCAUUCUACUGCAAUUUAUUGUAACGAAACGAUCUAUAAUUAUUGUGUAUGGUUACGGUAGCUGGUUCUCUCAUGUCUUUGCAAACUGUAAACAGUUCAAAAGCCAUGAAAGGGCACCUGCUACUCUCCGAGGUACAGUUGGAUAGUAUGGCUACAGCUGUGUAGGACAAGUAAUAUAACCUUGGCAUUACAAGGAGAUGUGUGGUUAGACACAAGUGAUGUGUUAUUACAAUGGUCAUGUGUGGUUAGACAGUCACACAAGCAUGUGUCUUUGCAAGGGGGAUGUGUGGUUAGAUACAAGUUCUGUGUCAUUACAAGGGGGGGUGUGUGGUUAGAUACAAGUAAUGUGUCAUUACAGGGGAGAUGUGUGGUUAGAUACAAGUUCUGUGUCAUUACAAGGGGGGGUGUGUGGUUAGAUACAAGUUCUGUGUCAUUACAAGGGGGGAUGUGUGGUUAGAUACAAGUAAUGUGUCAUUACAGGGGAGAUGUGUGGUUACAGACAAGUAAUGUGUCAUUACAAGGGAUGUGUGGUUAGAUACAAGUUAUGUGUCAUUACAAGGGAUGUGUGGUUAGACACAAGUAAUGUGUCAUUACAGGGGAGAUGUGUGGUUAGAUACAAGUUAUGUGUCAUUACAAGGGAUGUGUGGUUAGACACAAGUAAUGUGUCAUUACAGGGGAGAUGUGUGGUUACAGACAAGUUAUGUGUCAUUACAAGGGAGAUGUGUGGUAAGUACUGUACCCAAAUCCCUGCACUUUUUUACUUCUUUUGAAGAGCAUAUGCAACAAUCCCUCCCUUUAGCCGUAAUUGUCAUUUUUUGACGGAGGCCGAAUGACGAAAGAAGAUACAAGUAAUGUGUCAUUAUAAGGGAGAUGUGUGGUUAGACACAAAUAAUGUGUCAUUACAGGGGAGAUGUGUGGUUAGACACCAGUCUUUUUUUUGCUGUAGACAUCCAUUUGAGGAGUUCUUUUAAAAUUCAAAUUGGGAAGAAUCCAUAUGAGAAAAAUAAAACAUUGAUAUGAUAAACACAAUUAUUCACAUACAUGUUGAAAAUUCUGUUUCAGAAAAUCUCAAAAUAUGACUUUCUAAUAUAAAAGUCACAAUUUUAAGUUUCGUUGUCGUUUCAUUUUCUAGAUUUUCAAAAUAAUGAAAUAUCCAUAGUAUUGCCAAACUAAAGAGAAGAAAAUGGCGCGAUUGAAGUAUGCUUGUGACAUGGACAAAUCAGUCCUGUUAAAUAACUUUGAGGCUCGAGGCUGGAUACCUGUUAGUCAAGACGAUGACUGGAACUUUUACUGGGCCAAUGUGCAGAGUGUAAGGAAUAUAUUUAGUAUAGAUUCUGGGUACAGACUUACAGAUGACCAAAUCAUAAAUCAUUUUCCAAACCAUGUUGAGUUAACACGAAAAGAUCUGAUGGUGAAAAACAUCAAGCGUUAUCGCAAGGACCUGGAUAAGGAAGGAAAUCCCCUUGCGGAGAAAGAUGAAUUUGGACGCUAUAUACAUCUAGACUUUAUUCCGCAGACGUUUAUGUUACCAGCUGAUUAUAACUUGUUUGUAGAGGAAUUCAGGAAAAAUCCCAAUACGACCUGGAUCAUGAAGCCUUGUGGGAAGGCUCGUGGAAUUGGAAUUUUUCUGGUGAAUAAAUUAUCUCAGCUAAAGAAGUGGUCUAGAGACAGUAAAACAAGCAAUUUCACCCCACCGACAUCAAAAGACACAUAUGUAAUCUCUAAGUACAUUGACAACCCACUCCUGAUUGGAGGAAAGAAGUUUGAUCUGCGUCUGUAUGUGUUGGUGACAUCUUUUCGCCCACUAAAGUGUUACAUGUUCAGACUUGGCUUUGCCCGUUUCUGUACUGUGAAAUACAACGCCAGUAUCAACGAACUCGACAACAUGUUUGUUCAUCUCACAAAUGUCUCUAUACAGAAACAAGGGGAUGAGUAUAACGCAGUGCAUGGUGGGAAAUGGACAAUACAGAAUCUCCGCCUUUUCCUGGAGAGUACGCGUGGGAAGGAUGUAACAGACAAGUUGUUUGAUGAAAUUAACUGGCAGACUGUGCAUUCAUUAAAAGCUGUGUCGAACGUUAUUUCCAACGAUCGCCACUGUUUUGAAUGUUAUGGGUAUGAUUACAUUGUUGACGACAACCUAAAGCCUUGGCUUAUUGAGGUGAAUGCGUCGCCCUCUCUGACCAGUACCACGUCCAGUGACAGAAUCAUGAAGUACAAGCUGAUGAAUGAUCUCAUAAACAUUGUCAUACAACCAGGCCAGAUGCCAGACGUACGGUGGAACAGAAUACCGUCCAAAGAUGCUUUGGGAAAUUUUGAUAUUCUGUUUGAUGAAGAACUUGCUCAACAGGAUGCGGUGUCUCAGGAUCCCAAGAAGAUGGGACCUGGGGGACUUUUACGGGGAUUUAAGGAUGCCCGUGGACGUCCCUCACCAGCUACAUGGAAAUGAACUGUCAUAAAAUCGGGAUCUUAAAAUUAAAUUUAACUUUCUUCAGUGCCUACACCAAUAUAUUGGAUAUGUUGGCGUUGUUGAGUCUGCUGGGAUAAGUUAACCAUGUUAAGAAUUACUCCGUCUUAAGAGAAAUCUCGAGUGCGACCCUGUGUUGGAUUUUUCAUUCCGUCCAAUCUGUGUGGUAUCCUUAUGCGACAAUUAUGACAUUUGGGGCAAUAUAAGAUCAUACUUUUCCUGCAAAUUUGAUACAAUUAUGUACAAAAAAAGAAAAAAAUCUUAACCUAUGUUCAAGAUCGAUUUAUUUCAAUCUUGGCCGGACAUUCUAUCAAUUUUGCCUGAAAGAUUUUUUUUCAGAAUGUCAUCCGUCUACUGUGUGAGAGAUAAAUUGAUAUUAUUGACCACAAACACUGGUAACAGAUUCCUGAUUCUAUCAUUUCCACAAAGGAGAUUACUGUACAUAACAAUAUCAUACAUCUGUAUUAAGGGAUUAUCUUUUUUAAGGGACUUAUUUUGAGAUUUUCCUUGGAUGGACUCACAGAUUUGACCAUAGGUCUUUUUGAAAAUUUCAUGACUUUCACCUGGGGCCUGUUCGUUUAUGCGGACAAACCAGUUCAUCUAUUUUUAAAUGUAAUAUUUAAGGCAUAUAUCCCGACGGACCUGCAGAUGUUAUGCAGGCCUUAAAAGUCUUUGUCAAAUCUCACAUGAAAACAACAAAACAAUACCAGGUCUGUCUUUAUUUCAUAAAUGAACUCUGGUCCAACCUGUCCAACAGUUUGAACAGCGAUAAACAAAAACUGCCGUAAUAUCUAAUUUCAAAAGGUAUUUUUUCAGAGAGCUGAAUCAUUUUAAAUAACCUCUGCUGUUGUGAAAUUUGAGGACUAAGCCAGAACACUGGACUUUGAAUAUGUAUGGAUUUAUGUGGCUACAUGUUAAUAUCUAUGUUACAUAUACAUAUGAUUACCUGGUACGAGUAUUGGUAUGUCAUAUAAGUUAACUCAGCAGCAUAAAGAGUUUAAGAUUUUGACUACAUUCAUUUCUACGAGAACAUUUAUAUAUGUUUCUAUGAAUCACCACCAUCAUAUCAACAAAAACAAAUUCACUGUUUACUAUUCCUUUACAUCAAAUAGACUACUCCCUCCAGGAAUGAGAAUUCUGGAAUAGCCAUACUUUUUG